Molecule: messenger RNA, 995 nt
Organism: Chiloscyllium plagiosum (whitespotted bambooshark)
Lineage: Eukaryota; Metazoa; Chordata; Chondrichthyes; Orectolobiformes; Hemiscylliidae
Source: RefSeq, a predicted model, not a curated record
CGCAGGGGCCUCCACAUGUGGUCUGACUGCCCACGCCAGACCUCAGUCCAACAACCAUCCCCGCUCUGGACCGGCUCUCAGCUGCUCCAAGAUACCCAGGAUGCCUCUGGGCCAAAUGGUGAUUCUCAGGGAACUGCGGAGAGUGUACGGAAGCAGCUGCGGAGUGAAGCGUUUGCCCAGCAGCAGUUGGAGGCUCUGGAACGCGUCUUUGAGCGGCAACACUAUUCAGAUGUCUUCAACGCUGGCGAACAUAUCAAAUCAGAACAGGCUAAUGAGUAUUCCCUCUCUGCCCUGGCCUCUGGAUUGGAAGAUGUCAAAAGCAGCCUCUCAGCCGCAGCCACUCCUGACCUUGGGACCAACGUUUCAGGACCCCAGAGCUAUCCUGUUGUGACAGGCCGUGAUAUGGCAAGUACAACUUUACCUGGGUACCCUCCACAUGUCCCACCGACUGGGCAGGGCAGCUACUCCACCUCCACACUGGCUGGCAUGGUACCAGGCAGUGAAUUUUCGGGAAACCCUUACACUCAUCCACAAUACACAACCUACAAUGAAGCCUGGCGUUUCACUAACCCGGGAUUACUAAUGCCGCAUCCAGGGGUGCUGCACCCCCCACUGCUGCCACUGCCUAUGACCGCCACUAGUUACUAUGGCAACCACAUGAAACUGCAAGAUGAAUCUCUCGGGCUCCACAUUGUACCAGUCUGAUCAAUUUCAACAGUUGGGAUGAAGAACUGGAAAACUUAGAAAACAAAAUUGUUAAUCUGUGAGAGUGGUGGAAGGACAGAUAAUUGGACAUCUACUCUGAGCAACGUGGAACACUCUGACUUUGGCUGUUUCUCCUUCAAACUAUGGUGCCAUUGGUAUAUUUAAACUUUUGGCUUUAUUUCCCAUUUCAGCCCCAUUGGUUCCUAUUGACUGGACUGAAAAAAAAAGAUAAAGAGAAGGAAACAAAAUAGCUCAUAUAUAGAUAUAUAUAUAUGCGUAUAUCGUAAUGA